UUCGAGGUUACUCUCUUGAUUUUAAUAAAUAUAUUGCAUCAAAAACGUAUGUUUACCAAAACAUUCAUUUAAUAGAAGUUUUCAAAGAAACCUGGUUGAUCGAUACUAUUCAAUCAUUCUUAGAAACAUGUGUGUGUGGAAUUUUAGACUUUCUGUUCAUUCGCAA
Molecule: messenger RNA, 166 nt
Organism: Racocetra persica
Lineage: Eukaryota; Fungi; Glomeromycota; Glomeromycetes; Diversisporales; Gigasporaceae
Source: the annotation of a GenBank genome assembly